AUGGCUCCCCCGAACGUUGAUACCAUGUUCACACUUAAGGUGGAUAAUGUUCCUUUUCAGAUUGGGAGCGACGAAUUGCGCGACCUCUUUUCCAAAUACGGAGAGAUUGGUGACGUGUACAUUCCACGUGCUCGUGGCUCGAACGAAUCACGUGGAUUCGCCUUUGUGCGUUUCAUGGAGAAACGUGAUGCAGAGGAUGCUAUUGAGGGAAUGGAAGGUCAAGAUUUUCAAGGCCGUGAUCUACGCGUGCAAUUCGCCAAGCAACGUCGACCUGACAACCCACGGGAGUUUUACUCACGUGGAGGAGGCGGUGGUGGCAGUAGUGACCGCUAUGGAGGAGGUGGAGACCGCUACGGAGAAGACCGCGGCCGUGGCAGUCGCCAUGAAGACCGCAGGGACGACCGCCGCCAUGAUGACCGACGUGAUGAUCGCCAUCGUCGACGCUCACGUUCGCGCUCUCCCGUUCGUCGAGACCGAGAACGCAGUGGCGCUGGACGUGACCGCAGUCGUAGCCGCUCCCCGCGUCCGCGUAGUCGCUCGCCCCGCCGCACUAGCGCGUCACCACCUCGUCGUGACUAA
This is a messenger RNA of Peronospora farinosa, 579 nucleotides long. The record is from the annotation of a GenBank genome assembly. NCBI's taxonomy places the organism in Eukaryota, Oomycota, Peronosporomycetes, Peronosporales, Peronosporaceae.